AUGACCAUGAAGAAUGCAAGCAUGAAGCCAGCCCAAAUUAUGGACUAUAUGACAUGUCAGUCUGGGGGUUUCCCUAAUAUGGGGUUCACUGUAAAAGAUUUGCACAACAAAUUGCAUAGCGAUUGUAAGGAAGAAAUAAAAAACGGGGAUGCUGAGGGUGCACUGGGAUACUUGUCUGCUCAAAAUGGGAAGUCUCAAAUGGAUUAUGCUACAUUUGGAGAUGUGUUAGUUUUUGACCCGACCUAUCGGACCAAUGCUUACAAGAAGCCAUUUUUCAUACUGGCGGGUGUGAAUAAUAACUUUACGACGACCAUAUUUGGCUAUGGGUUAUUGUCGAAUAAGACGAAGAACAUGUACAAUUGGGUUCUUUCAACGUUUUUGGAGGCUAUGGAUGGUAAACAGCCCAUCUUUGUGGUCACAGAUGGUGAUUUGGCGAUGUGCAAUGCAAUUAGAAACAUUUUUCCAGAUGCAAGGCAUCACCUAUGUUUGUGGCAUCUGGAGCGAAAUGCCGCUAAAAAUUUUCACAUACCGGAAUUCGUAUUUGACUUUACCACUUUGAUGCAAAUGGAAUGUGAUGUUGAAGAAUUUGAAACUCUUUAA
Rhododendron vialii is the source of this 600-nucleotide messenger RNA. RefSeq names its product protein FAR1-RELATED SEQUENCE 5-like. The record is from RefSeq and is a predicted model, not a curated record. Gene Ontology annotation, biological process: regulation of DNA-templated transcription. NCBI's taxonomy places the organism in Eukaryota, Viridiplantae, Streptophyta, Magnoliopsida, Ericales, Ericaceae. The coding region runs from base 1 to 600 and encodes 199 amino acids. The transcript has 2 exons.